AUGGCCGACCGCCAGCUCAUCCAGAUCCUGACGCAGCUGCGCUCCAGCCCCGCGUCGACGAGCUACGCCGACGCCGCCAAGCUCCUCUCCAAGGCCAAGCUGCUCCUCCUGCAGCUCGGCGCCCUGACCCCGACCCCCUCGGCGCCGCAGCAGCUCCUCGCCCUCGCCCGCGAGACCUACGAGCAGGGCGCCCUCUGCAGCAUCCGCGCCCGCAACCCCGAGGCCUUCACCCGCUACGUCGCCCAGCUCGCGCCCUUCUACGAGCUGCCCGCCUCGGCCCUGCCGCCCAACCUGCCCGAGCGCAACCGCGUCACGGGCCUCUACCUGCUGCUGCUGCUGACGCAGGGCCGCUACGACGAGUUCCACACCGAGCUCGAGUCGCUCGGCACCCGCGAGGGCGGCGGCGGCUCCGUCGACGUCGAGGGCGACCGCUACCUCGGCUACCCGAUCCGGCUCGAGCGGUGGCUGAUGGAGGGGAGCUACGACCGCGUGUGGAAGGCCAUGAAGCAGGGCGAGGUGCCCUGCGAGGAGUACGGCGUCUUUUCAGAGAUCCUCACCUCCCAAAUCCGCUCCGAGAUCGCCUCCAGCAGCGAGCGCGCCUACCCCUCCCUCCCCCUGAGCUCCACCAAGUCCCUCCUCUUCCUCGAGUCCGAGGGCGCCGUCGUCGACUUUGCCCAGUCGCGCGGCUGGCAGAUCCGCGACGGCCAGAUAUUCUUCCCCCCGGCGGCGGCUGCGGCUGCGGCGGCGGCGGCGGCGGAGAAGGACGCAGAGGGCGGCGGCGUCGGCGCGGCGGAGAAGGAAAUGAGCCAGAUGGUCAUCGAGAACACGCUCGGCUACGCGAGGGAGCUGGAGACCAUCGUCUAA
This is a messenger RNA of Thyridium curvatum, 864 nucleotides long. RefSeq lists its product as uncharacterized. Gene Ontology annotation, cellular component: proteasome regulatory particle; proteasome regulatory particle, lid subcomplex; nucleus. The coding region runs from base 1 to 864 and encodes 287 amino acids. The transcript is spliced from 2 exons. Gene Ontology annotation, biological process: proteasome-mediated ubiquitin-dependent protein catabolic process. The record is from RefSeq and is a predicted model, not a curated record. Lineage: Eukaryota; Fungi; Ascomycota; Sordariomycetes; Thyridiales; Thyridiaceae.